Vitis riparia (riverbank grape) is the source of this 2124-nucleotide messenger RNA. RefSeq names its product transcription factor ABORTED MICROSPORES. Gene Ontology annotation, biological process: regulation of DNA-templated transcription. The transcript is spliced from 9 exons. Gene Ontology annotation, cellular component: nucleus. The record is from RefSeq and is a predicted model, not a curated record. Bases 143 to 1969 code for a protein of 608 amino acids. NCBI's taxonomy places the organism in Eukaryota, Viridiplantae, Streptophyta, Magnoliopsida, Vitales, Vitaceae. Gene Ontology annotation, molecular function: DNA-binding transcription factor activity; sequence-specific DNA binding; protein dimerization activity.
CCUACCAAAGUAACACCCCAAAUGUAAAAACCAAAUUUUUUCCUUCUCUCAGCUCAUUUGCUGAGAUGGGGUUUUCUUGGAUGGAGUGGAUGCUGCAGUUACCUAUUCCUAUCAGCUAGCCCAAGUUUGAGAAACGAUCAAUAUGGUACAGAGCCUCAUGGAGAGGCUAAGGCCUCUUGUGGGAUUGAAAAGCUGGGACUGGGACUACUGUGUUCUUUGGAAACUAAGUGAAGAUCAAAGGUUUCUGAACUGGAUGGACUGUUGCUGCGCCGGAGGAGGUGAAAACAGUACUCAAAAUGGUGGAGAAGAGCAUCUUUUUCCUGUUUCCAGUGUCCUUCCUUGCAGGGAUGCCAUGUCGCAGCACCUAAGAACCAAAUCUUGUGAUCUUCUUGCCCAACUGCCUUCUUCCAUCUCCCUAGAUUCUGGGAUUCAUGGACAGACCUUGAUCUCAAACCAACCCAGAUGGCUCAACUUCUGUAAUAGCUCAGAUUCAAGCAUUCUUGAAGAAACAGUUGGGACUGGGCUCCUGAUUCCAGUUCUAGGAGGACUAAUUGAGCUGUUUGUUGCUAAACAAGUAGCUGAGGAUCAACAUGUAAUAAACUUUGUUACAACACAGUGCCACAUGAUCUCAAUGGAGCAGGAAGCCAUUAUGAAUUCAAGCAAUAUCAAUUCAAUCUUCUCGGUUAAUGUCAAUGGAGGCAAUGCAGAUGAGAAUCAAAAGGAUCCCAACAAUCAUUUCCAGGCACCAAUUUCCCCAGUAACAGCAAUGGAGAACUUGAAUGAUCUGCCAAUCUCAGUCGACCGAAUCCGCCUAUGCAGCUCUCCCAUGAACUUCUUGCAGCAAUUCAGUUACACCUCUGAGAGUAGUAUCAAGAAUGAUGUCUUCUUUGAAGGAUCCCAUGACUCAUUUCUUUCAGAGAAGGCAAUGAUGAAUGCUUUAGAUUGUGGAUUUCAGGAGAUGGAGGCAAUGCAGAAGUCCAUGCAUAUAGAAAUGACGGAGCCUCUAGCAAACAAGGAGCAGCUGGGUGAUGAUCAUAAGGAUUCGAGUGCUAAAAGAACAGCGAACCAAGCUGAUUCAGUUUCAGACUGCAGUGAUCAGAUUGAUGAUGAUGAUGAUUUAAAGUUCCAAAGGAGGACAGGGAAAGGGGCUCAAUCGAAAAACAUCGAUGCUGAGAGGAGGCGAAGGAAGAAGCUUAAUGAUAGGCUCUAUGCGCUUCGUUCUUUGGUUCCCAAAAUAUCAAAGUUGGAUAGAGCUUCAAUUCUGGGUGAUGCAAUAGAAUUUGUGAAGGAGUUGCAGAAGCAAGCGAAGGAUCUGCAAGAUGAGCUUGAAGAGAAUUCAGAGGACGAAGGUGGGAAGAUGAAUGCAGGCAUCAACAGCAACCCCAACAAUCUCCAAUCUGAAAUUCUGAAUGACAAUGGAUCAGGAGUAAACAUUGGGCCUAAAACUGAAAAUGAAGAAACUCAAAACCGGUUUCUUAUGGGAGCAGCAGGCAAUGGCAUUGCCGCCAGUGCCUGCAGGCCGCCAUCCACCAAGCAGAACCAUGAAACCGAUCAAAUCACUGAUGACAAAGCACAGCAGAUGGAGCCCCAAGUGGAGGUGGCUCAGAUAGAAGGGAAUGACUUCUUUGUCAAGGUGUUUUGCGAGCAUAAGGCGGGCGGGUUUGUGAGGCUGAUGGAGGCUCUGAGCUCUUUAGGCUUGGAAGUGACUAAUGCAAAUGUAACAAGCUGCAAAGGCCUGGUUUCUAAUCUGUUCAAAGUAGAGCAGAAAAGGGACAGUGAGAUGGUCCAAGCUGACCAUGUUAGGGACUCCUUGCUCGAGUUAACGAAAAACCCAUCUGAAAAAUGGCAUGGUCAGAUGGCUUACGCUUCGGAAAAUGGCGGUGGCUUGGACUUCCACAACCAUCACCACCACCAUCACCUCCACAGCCAUCUCCUCAGUUCCCAUCACCUCCACCACAUUCAGAAUUAGUCAUAUGAUCAUCUUCAUGGUUCCAAAAAGGAAGUUUAUGAAAAAUAAGUGAAAGGGGAUUAUUAAUUCUCUACCUCUUUAUACCCUUAUCUGAUCAGUUUAUCAAUUUUGCUUUAAUUUUCUUUUUGCCAAGCAUUCGUGGCCACUAUUGAGAG